Molecule: messenger RNA, 3391 nt
Organism: Salarias fasciatus (jewelled blenny)
Lineage: Eukaryota; Metazoa; Chordata; Actinopteri; Blenniiformes; Blenniidae
Gene: epha8
Product: eph receptor A8
Exons: 19
Coding region: 80-3022 (980 amino acids)
Biological process (GO): protein phosphorylation; ephrin receptor signaling pathway; axon guidance
Cellular component (GO): plasma membrane; dendrite
Molecular function (GO): ATP binding; protein binding; transmembrane-ephrin receptor activity
Source: RefSeq, a predicted model, not a curated record
UCUACUGGACACGACGACCAUCACGGGAGACUGGGGCUGGCUGACGUAUCCAUCACACGGGUGGGACGCCAUUAAUGAGAUGGACGAGUACUUCAGCCCCAUCCACACCUACCAGGUCUGUAACGUGAUGAGCCCGAGCCAGAACAACUGGCUGAGGACGGUCUGGAUUCCCCGGGAGGGGGCCAGGAGGAUCUACAUCGAGGUCAAGUUCACCCUGAGAGACUGCAACAGCAUGCCGGGAGUCCUGGGAACCUGCAAGGAAACCUUCAACCUGUUCUACUACGAGUCCGACCGGGCGGUGGGCUCGUCCAUCCGGGAGAACCAGUUCAUUAAGAUUGACACCAUUGCGGCGGACGAGAGCUUCACGGGCGUGGACCUGGGAGUCCGCAGGCUGAAGCUCAACACGGAGAUCCGAGGCGUGGGGCCGCUGAGCAGGCGGGGAUUCUACCUGGCCUUCCAGGACAACGGCGCCUGCAUCGCCCUGACCUCCGUCCGGGUGUACUACAAGCGCUGCGUGGGCGUCAGCCGCAACCUGGCCGUGUUCACGGACGUGGUGACGGGCGCCGACUCCUCCUCUCUGGUGGAGGUCAGGGGUCAGUGCGUGGAUCACGCCGAGGAGAAGGACACGCCCAAGAUGUACUGCAGCGCGGAGGGCGAGUGGCUGGUGCCCAUCGGGCGGUGCGUCUGCUCCGCCGGCUUCGAGGAGCACAGGGACUCCUGCGUGGCCUGUGAGGUGGGUUUCUAUAAGCCGGUGGCGGGCGAUGGCCUGUGUGGAAAAUGUCCUCAGCACAGCCACUCGGAGACCAGAGCCGCCCUCUCCUGCCCCUGUGACUCCAACUACUACCGGGCGGCCGACGACCCGCCGGCGGCGUCCUGCUCCCGCCCUCCAUCUGCUCCGGUAAACGUCAUCUCCUCAGUCAACGGCACCUCGGUGAAUCUGGAGUGGGACCGCCCUCUGGACACGGGCGGCCGCAGCGAUCUGCUGUACAGCGUGCUGUGCCUCAAGUGCUCGGGGGAAGGCGGCCCCUGCGAGGACUGCACGUCCUCGCCGGGAGGGGGCGGCGGCGGCGGCACGGGCGGAGGGAAGGCGGGGGGAGGGGCCGGCGUCGGCGGAGGGGGGAUGGUGGAGCGCCUGGGCACGGCGGCGGUCCGGUUCGUCCCCCGGCAGAGCGGACUCAAGGAGCCCUGGGUGACGGUGCUCAACCUGGUGGCGCACACCAACUACUCCUUCCGCAUCCAGGCCACCAACGCCGUGACGCACCUGAGCAACGAGCCGUCCCCGUACGCCCUGGCCAACAUCACAACGAACCAGGCAGCACCAUCUGAAGUGUUGGCCAUCCGCCAGGAGAACACCAGUCAGAACAGCGUGACUCUGAUGUGGCACGAGCCCAACCAGCCCAACGGAGUCAUCCUGGAGUACGACAUCAAAUACUACGAGAAGGACAACGAAGAGCAAAGUUACUCCACUCUGAAGUCUAAAAACACCAGCGCUAAAGUGUCGGGGCUCAAGCCGGGGACCAAGUAUAUCUUCCAAGUCCGAGCCAGAACCUCAGCAGGCUGCGGACGCUUCAGCCAGAACAUCGAGAUCCAGACCGGGAAAGCAGCUCCUCUGCGCUACAACACCAUGACCAUCAUCUGGAUCUGCAUGGCGCUGGUGUCCGGCCUGGUCGCCUUCCUGGCCAUCAUCAUCUGCAGGAAACGGCAAGGCUACACUCUACCACACUACCCCUCGCUGCUACACUGUGGAUACAGCAAAGCCUUCCAGGACUCCGAUGAGGAGAAGAUGCACUACCAGAACGGCCAUGUGUCGUUCCCCGACGCGAGGUUCUACAUCGACCCGCACACGUACGAGGACCCCUGCCAGGCGGUGCACGAGUUCGCCCGAGAAAUCGAAGCUUCCAGGAUCAAAAUCGAGAAAAUCAUUGGUUCAGGGGAGUUCGGCGAGGUGUGUUACGGACGCAUGAGGCUCCCGGGGAAACGGGACAUCCCGGUGGCGCUCAAGACCCUGAAGGCGGGAUACACCGAGAAGCAGAAGAGAGACUUCCUGGCCGAGGCGUCGAUCAUGGCUCAGUUCGACCAUCCCAACGUCAUCCGGCUGGAGGGGGUGGUGACCCACAGCAAACCGGUGAUGAUCAUCACGGAGUACAUGGAGAACGGCUCUCUGGACUCCUUCCUCCGGAGGCACGACGGCCAGUUCACCGUCAUCCAGCUGGUGGGCUUGCUCCGAGGCAUCGCGGCGGGGAUGACCUACCUGUCUGACCUGGGCUACAUCCACCGAGACCUGGCCGCCCGCAACAUCCUGGUCAACAGCAACCUGGUGUGUAAGGUGUCCGACUUCGGCCUGUCCAGGGUCCUGGAGGACGACCCCGACGCCGCAUACACCACCAGUGUGAGUUUUCACAUCGAGGGCGGAAAAAUCCCGAUCCGCUGGACGGCGCCGGAGGCCAUAGCCUACAGAAAGUUCUCCUCCUCCAGCGACGUGUGGAGCUAUGGCGUGGUGAUGUGGGAGGUCAUGUCGUACGGAGAGCGGCCAUACUGGAACCUCACCAACAGAGACGUGAUCAAGUCUGUGGAGGAAGGCUACCGGCUGCCCGCCCCCAUGGGCUGUCCUGGCGCGCUGCACACGCUCAUGCUGGACUGCUGGCAGAAGGAUCGCAACGAGAGGCCGCGCUUCUGCCAGAUAGUCACCAUCCUCGACAAGCUAAUCCGAAACCCGGAGAAUCUGAAGUCCAUGGACACACUCUGCAGUUUAAGCAGUCCUCCGCUGAUGGAGAGAGCUCUCCCCGACUUCAGUAGCUGUAACUCAGUGGACGAGUGGCUGGACACCAUAAAGAUGGGCCGCUACAAGGACCACUUUGCAGCAGGGGGGUACCACACUCUGGGGCAUGUCAUAAGCAUGAACCAAGGGGACAUCCAGCGGCUCGGGGUGACGCUGAUGGGUCACCAGAAGAAGAUCAUGACCAGCGUCCAGCUGAUGAGAGCGCAGGUCCUCAACAAGAGCGUGCCGUCGGUGCAUGUAUAACUCCAACAGGGAGGGUCCUCUGUGCCGAAUAUCUGGAAUCCCCGUCUUCUGUAAGGUCUGGAUGGACUCCACAGGAAACACGACGGUCUGAUAAACAAGAGAAGAUAUGUGGGAACUUUACAAGACUUUUCCUCAAGAGGUUAACGAACAAAGCGCGGAUGGUUUGACCUACGGAGGAAGUGAAGGUGACUCCUUCGGGACAAGUCCGACCUUUCUAUUUCUUUUCCGACCUGAUACGUUUUCUGUUAAAAUGUCAUGUUUCUAAAUGGAAAGACUGCCUUAAUUACCACAAAUGAUUUUAAUUUUAUUGUCUACAAAGAGAAGAUAAUUUAUCAAUCAUGAAUCUAUUGGAGGGAUACGAUUGGCUGA